Molecule: messenger RNA, 960 nt
Organism: Aspergillus bombycis
Lineage: Eukaryota; Fungi; Ascomycota; Eurotiomycetes; Eurotiales; Aspergillaceae
Exons: 6
Coding region: 1-960 (319 amino acids)
Molecular function (GO): hydrolase activity
Source: RefSeq, a predicted model, not a curated record
AUGACGUUGCGGAUAGCUGAGACUGAGAGUCAUGACGACGCCGAACCAUCUUACGAUUUCCCGAACACUUCAAAUAGACCAUCAAAAGCCCUCAAAUUACACACCCAAACCCACGGCGACCCAUACAAGAUGGCGACUGAAAAAUCGGGGAGUCUUACAUCGGUUAACGCGGACCCUUAUGAUCCCGUAGACAAAAAUUACUAUCUGGGGUACCGCCAGAAUGACUUUGACAAACCGUUUGCGAAAUUCUAUAAUUCGGUCACUCCACCAAUUUCCGAUGAACUUCAAAAGGGAUUGUCUGCCAGUCCCUGGGCUAGUGACCUAGGGUACCCGGCCAAAGAAGCCAAAGACUAUCUCCUACAAAAGGGAUACCAACUUAUGGAGAAUGGGUAUACGAUACUACAUGACAAGACACUUUUCAUCGCCGCGCGAACGGAGAUCCCAGAAGUAACCGGUGACAUGUACAACUGGUGGUUUGGCUGGCACUUGACAGACACAACAAGAUACAAACUGUGGAAUCCAAUUGCACACCAGUAUGCCUGGAGACAUCCUAAUACACUUGAAUGGUCUACGGAAGACCUACCAAGUCGUUAUAUAGGCAGUUAUUCCUUCAUCUCGGAAUUCAUCGGAAAUGACGGCGGCAAGCUGACGAUCGCCUUCAUCGAUCCCGCAGAACUGGGAAUUGACAAAAGAAAAUUCGACGACCAGGGGGUCGAGGCGAUGGUUGUUGGUCAUAUCCACAUUGGCGCGCAUAUCACAUCGGGAUUUGAUGACCAAUCUUACCUGAUUCAUCAAGUCCGGCGCAUGAGUAAUGGCCGACGGGAACUUCGAUCGCGAUUCUGGAUCGCGGGAGCAUCUCCCCAAGUCGGUCAUGACUUGAUGGUACACUGUGGGAUCGAGAUGUCGCAUCUCAAUACCUUCUUGCCAACGCUUUACGAUGAAUUCAAACAUAGCGUGUAG